AUUGGACAGCCUGUGUCCGCCAUGACGCAGGAAGCCCGCCUCAUUGGUCCGCCCAGUCGGGACUCCGGCGGCUUUUCACCGUAUCGCUCAGGGUACGCAUCCGCUUCUCUUCCUCUAAGUGGGCGCUCGUUUCCUUCUGUUGCCCGGAGCUGCUAGCCUAAAGGGAUCCAGACCGAGCUAGGCCGGGCACCAUGACGACUCUGGAUGAUAAGUUGCUGGGAGAGAAACUACAGUACUACUACAGCAGCAGUGAGGAUGAGGACAGCGAUCAUGAGGACAAGGAUGGAGGCAGAGGUGCUCCAGCCAGCGGUUCCAUGCCUGCAGAGGCUGAGCUGGCAGGUGAAGGCAUCACAGUUAACACAGGUCCAAAAGGUGUGAUCAAUGACUGGCGCCGCUUCAAGCAGUUGGAGACAGAGCAAAGGGAGGAGCAGUGCCGGGAGAUGGAGAGGCUGAUCAAGAAGCUGUCCAUGACCUGCAGGUCUCAUCUGGAUGAAGAGGAGGAGCAACAGAAACAGCAGGACCUCCAGGAAAAGAUCAGUGGGAAGAUGACUCUGAAGGAGUUUGCCAUGAUGAAUGAGGACCAAGAUGACGAAGAAUUUCUGCAGCAAUACCGGAAGCAGAGAAUGGAAGAGAUGCGGCAGCAACUUCACAAGGGGCCCCAAUUCAAGCAGGUUUUUGAGAUUCCUAGUGGAGAAGGGUUUUUAGACAUGAUUGAUAAAGAACAGAAAAGUACUCUCAUCAUGGUCCAUAUUUAUGAGGAUGGCAUUCCAGGGACCGAAGCCAUGAAUGGUUGCAUGAUCUGCCUCGCAGCGGAGUACCCGGCUGUCAAAUUCUGCCGGGUGAAGAGCUCAGUUAUUGGGGCCAGCAGCCGGUUCACCAGAAAUGCCCUUCCUGCCCUACUGAUCUAUAAGGGGGGUGAACUAAUUGGUAAUUUUGUUCGUGUCACUGAUCAGCUAGGGGAGGAUUUCUUCGCUGUAGACCUUGAAGCCUUUCUCCAAGAAUUUGGAUUACUCCCAGAAAAAGAAGUUUUGGUGUUGACAUCUGUGCGUAACUCUGCUGCCUGUCAUAGUGAGGACAGUGAUCUGGAAAUAGAUUGAACUACGGUCUAGUCGAUAGAUCUUUUAGUUUGGGCUGAAGGGCACACAUCCUUGUUUACUUUGGUUCCUUCCUUUGUCUUCCGGCUUUUCAGCUGUCCUUUGUAGUCCCUUUAUUAUGUAUGAGAAUCAAGAAAUUC
This is a messenger RNA of Otolemur garnettii (small-eared galago), 1234 nucleotides long. RefSeq names its product phosducin like (gene PDCL). The transcript has 4 exons. Gene Ontology annotation, biological process: regulation of G protein-coupled receptor signaling pathway. NCBI's taxonomy places the organism in Eukaryota, Metazoa, Chordata, Mammalia, Primates, Galagidae. The coding region runs from base 192 to 1097 and encodes 301 amino acids. The record is from RefSeq and is a predicted model, not a curated record.